UGGGGUCCAAUUGUAAUUUUCAAAUUAUGGAUGGCAACGCCAUACAAUCUAUGGUGAACCUGUCGGUUCAAAAUACAAUGUCCAGCAUACCUGAAAUUGUGGCUCAAUCAGUAGCCUUGGUCAUGUCCCAUCCUAAUUACCAAAAAUCCCCCAAAGCUGGACCAUCUACCCCGUCGGAUCAAUUUUGGUCCGCGGAGGAUUCCACAUCCAAACUAGCCAAAGGAUGGGGGAAAUCUGGGAAGGCCUCCCAUAAACGGCCUAUGCCCACUACCGGUCCUUCAAAAUCUUAUAAAAAGUCUAGAGUGACUAAGGAUCAGGUCCCUUGUCCUGCUACUACAAAGAGCAGAUAUACUGAUGCUAAAAAGUCGCAUCCCAUACCCUCCACCCGGGAGGAGAAACAUGACAGCCGGGUUAAGAGAGCAUCCCGUAGAGAGAAACCGGACUCUUACAACACUUCCCCUGACCAAUCCUCAUCUGAGGAAGGGGAGAUUUCUGAGGGGUAUUCAGACUCCGAGUAUGAGGACAUCUCUGAGAAUGAGGAAUCUCCAGUAACAACUGAGAUCCCCAAGUCAGUUAUUAUGGACAGUGCGGGUACUCCGUACUUUGACCCCAGUCUACUUAAACACCCCCGUUCUGGGGAAUGGGAACCUCAACCCCAGGUAUCCCAAUUUUUGAACCUUUGGGUAAGGAAACCCAUUGAUAAGGCUACCCGCAACAGACUACGGGCAGAAUGCCCACGACCUAGUAUCCCUAACAAACUAUCCAUUACUCCAGAGAUCGAUCCUCCACUGGUUAAAUACCUUAAUAAUACGGGUAAAAACCCCAAAAAAGGAGUAGAUCGGUCCUUCAGGACGAUCCAAGACAGAUUUUUGGACCUACUUGGCCCACUGGCAAAAAUUUUAGACCUCACAGAGGAAGCCAAUACCUCGGGUAACCCAGUGAAUUUAGAGGUCCUAAAAGGCUGGGCUCAAAGGGCCCUAUGCAUUUUUGGUGGCAUUAACACUACCAUCUGCACUGAACGCAAGAGGUCCAUCCUUUUAAAAUUGGAUCCACAAUUAAUUAACUUAGCUACAACAGAACCGGAUUCCCCCACUGAUGGACUCCUCUUCGGUGAUGACUUCAUCAAAGAGAUAAAUAAAUAUGUGUCUCUCUUUUCAUCACUAAAUAAAGCCCAAUCUUCCCUCAAGAAGGUUUUUCAACCUCGGGUUUUACCCAGGGCUGGGAAAAGAAGGGGCAAUUUUCCCAGCCGCCAGUCUCAGGAGAGACAAUAUAAUCGUGCCCCCCCAAGACCAGACAGGUUCCAGAAUCCUGCCCCUGCCUAUCAACCCAGUCCCUUCUUCCCCACAAGAGGAAGACCAUGGAGAGCCAGAGGUCACCGCGGAUACCCCAGAUCCAGACCCAACAACGUGUAACUUUUGGUUUGACAAUUAUCUUCGAGUCAACAGAACACUUGGCUACCUACAUCUUCUAGGACUUGUUUCCAGUUCAUAAAGUUGCUCCAGUUCAUCGCUCAAAGGAACUUUUCCUCCACGUGAUUUCCAACCUCAAGAACAAAAAAUUUUUUGUGUGGACUUUACUCCAUCUAUAUAUAUUUUCUUGUUUACCAACAAGUGGACUUUAGCGUUUUUUCCUGUUAUGUUUUAGGUUUAUGCUAUACUAUAUCGUUAUACUGUGACAUCAAAGAAGAGGAAGUAUUGUAUGUUACCUUGUCUCUUAUCACCUAUGCUAGCACCUGAUUGGUUACCUGACACACCUUAUUUGCAUAUGUAACGUUUUUUUCUAUGUACCUUGUGAUUAUACCUUGCUGCUAACACCUGAGUAGUAAAAGAAG
Molecule: messenger RNA, 1831 nt
Organism: Hyla sarda
Lineage: Eukaryota; Metazoa; Chordata; Amphibia; Anura; Hylidae
Exons: 2
Coding region: 27-1412 (461 amino acids)
Source: RefSeq, a predicted model, not a curated record